AUGUCAUCAUCAGCCGAAUCCAUCACAGUCACAACAGUCGUCGAAAACACGGCCAACGACGAAAAUCCUACUACAAUGGCAACACCACCUGUCGCUGAAUGCGAGAUGUGCUCUAAAAUUAUCCAAGUCUUCUCUGGUCCUAUAUACCCAGGAACUGAUGACAAGCCAAUUCAAGUUGUCCAGCUGGGCAACGUUGGCGAACUCCUCGCUAUGGACUGUCCGCAUGCAAAAUGGCUUCGAGAUAUAGAGUAUCUGAACGGCCCUAUUCCUCGCUACGAAACGCAUGAUCUACUUUUCCAUAGGUGGGCAAAGGAUCCUCAAGGAUCUGUAGGUGUUUGCUUUGAAACCUCUGAUUUCAAUGUGUGGAAUAUGACUCUCAACUUUGAAUUGCUAUACCGACCUGAGAUACCUGAGCAUCCUGGGACUGUUCGGCUUCUAGAUAGAAGUUGGGUGGACAUGGACCUCAUCAAAGAAUGGCCGUCACGGUGCAACAAACUCCAUGGAGAGAUGUGUAACCAGACUAUUGGGAAUGUGCCGCCUUACAGCCCUCGGCUCCUCAUCGAUGUAAUACAGGGUUGUGUCGCAGAGUGCCAGGAAACAAGGCCCAGGUUUAUUACACUAUCAUAUACUUGGGGCGAAAGCAAGAACCUUCGUAUCACGAAAUCUAAUCUUGAAGAAAUGAAAAAGCCAGGCGUGUUGAGAUCCAGAAACAUUACCAUGCAGCUACCUGCAACUAUCUUGGACGCCAUCGAACUCACAAGAGCUCUAGGCGUACGGUGGUUGUGGGUUGACAGUCUGUGCAUUCCUCAAGAUGACGAUGAGGUUCUGAAGCGUGAGCUAGCAGCCAUGCAUCGCAUUUAUGCUACUUCUUUCCUUACCAUCGUCGCUGCCGAUGGUGAAGAUGCAGAGUAUGGUUUGAGAGGCCUAUGGGGUAUCUCAAAACCGAGAGACAUCAAGCAAAUAAUAGAGUCACUCUCUCAAGGAGAGAAAGUUGUUUUCUGGCCGUGGAACAAGAGCAAUAAUCAGGUAGAGUAUGGGCUCAAAUAUCGCCAUCGUAUGUGGACUUCUCAAGAAUACCACUUUUCCAAAAGACGCUUGAUUUUCGAAAACGGACAGGCCUCUUGGCAGUGUAAUCACACCGAGUGGACCGAGGACCACGUAUAUAACCCAGAGCAUGAAAAACUCCAGAAAGAACCGCCUGAAAGUUACAUCGGGCAUGAUGCCUACUUGAAAUUGCCAAGUUUGAAUCGCCUAAGCGCACUCGUCGAGAUAUUCAACACCAAGACUCUGCGCUACGGCGAAGAUGUUUAUAGUGCCUUCUCGGGAUACAAUACACACCUGAAUACCAUAUUCCCCUACGGUUUGGUAUACGGCCUCCCCCGGCUAUUUUUCGACAUAGCGCUAUGCUGGAAACCGAGCGGUCUGGUCCAAAGAAGAACGGUAUCAGCACGAUAUAACGGAGAUCCGUUACGCACUGGACUGCCUAGCUGGUCGUGGAUGGGUUGGAAAGGGCAAACAAGUUUCCCCGGCGAUGCCGAAGGUGAAAUAGACGUCUUUAGGGAAAUGGGCUUCACCGAAGCUAUCACCGAUUGGUACGCCAUUGAGUAUCCUGGAUCGUGCCAGAAACAACCCAUCCAUACCCGAUGGAGCCAGUGCAGAAACGCACCUCCUGGAUCGUUGGCUGAACUAUGGCGAUGCGAGGAAUUCAAGCCUCCGGAAAUGUACGAUACAAGAAGCGACAAUAAUCUUAACGAAGCUGAUUCGAUGCCAAAAGAGCUGCCGCGUCACAUAUACCAUGCUUAUCUGGGCGACAAUCUCAUACCAGCGACACGAUGGAACUUGCCCGCUUCACGUUGGUACCCCAUACCCUUGAACAUGGAUGGACCAGAUGCGUCGCAAGCCGAACUGCACAACGAGUUUCAAUACCUGUGGUGCCAAACAUUUCGCGCGUAUUUCACAGCCACUCAAGAUAUCGUUGUGCAAUCAAUGGAUGAAAAGUUUCAUCUGCUGAAAGACCAGAGUGGUGUUACUGUCGGAGCAUUGCGUCUUCAUGACGAAGAUGAUGCAAAAUUGUUCCAGCAAGAAACGCAGGUCGAGCUUAUAGCGAUUGCUAAAGGCUGGACGAUCGUUCUUAGUUGCUACGGCGCGUAUGACAGUGAAAUUGAAACACAAACCGAGUCAGAACUUGAAGAGGAAGAGACGGCCAAAGAGUCUUCGGAUAAUGAAAAUAAAGGGUCAGCAGAUAUUGAAGAUGGUCUGCAGAUGGAAGAGUCUGAGAUCCCAGCCAACCGAAAGGGGGAGGUUAUCCCGUGGAUACAAGAGUGGGAGAACGCCAAGAAACAUAAGCAGGAUUGCUACCAUGUACUUUGGAUCGAGUGGAAGAAUGGGGUGGCCUAUAGAAAAUGUUCUGGUUUCGUGUUGGAGGAAGAGUGGGACAAAGUGGCAGAAGUCAGCAGAAUCGACAUAACUCUGGGUUGA
Molecule: messenger RNA, 2478 nt
Organism: Fusarium pseudograminearum CS3096
Lineage: Eukaryota; Fungi; Ascomycota; Sordariomycetes; Hypocreales; Nectriaceae
Exons: 1
Coding region: 1-2478 (825 amino acids)
Source: RefSeq, a predicted model, not a curated record